Symbiodinium natans is the source of this 312-nucleotide messenger RNA. The record is from the annotation of a GenBank genome assembly. Lineage: Eukaryota; Dinophyceae; Suessiales; Symbiodiniaceae.
AUGGUGGUGGGCGGCUACAAUCAAUUCCAAAACCAGCUGCAAGCAGCCGGAGCCCAGCUGCAAUCGGCCAUCGACCACAGCCAGGGAAAGUGGUUCGCCCCGGGCGAGGCCCUGCCCCCGGGCUUCCAGAUCACCUCGCACCCCGAGGGGCACCUUGAGCCCCAGGCCCACCACGCGAUGUCGGAGGCCGUGUCUGCCCUGAAGGGCAUGCCCGGCAAGCUCGGAUCCGCAUUCGAUGACGCCGCCAAGGCUUCUGCGAAAGGCAAGGACAAGAAGAAGAGCAAGAAGAAGAAGUCCUCCGGCUGCUGCUGA